Messenger RNA from Vicia faba (fava bean), 510 nucleotides. The record is from the annotation of a GenBank genome assembly. NCBI's taxonomy places the organism in Eukaryota, Viridiplantae, Streptophyta, Magnoliopsida, Fabales, Fabaceae.
AUGGCUCAUUCACGUGCUCUAUUCCUCUUUGCUCUCAUUGCUACUAUCUUCUCAACUAUAGCCGUGGCAAAAGAUUUUGUAGUUGGAGAUGAAAAGGGUUGGACACUUGGAGUUGAUUAUCAAGUUUGGGCUGCAAACAAGGUCUUUCAUCUUGGAGACACACUCACAUUCAAUUAUGUUGCUGGUGAGGACAGUGUGGUGAGAGUAAAUGGAAGUGAUUUUCAGAGUUGCUCAGUUCCUUGGGCAGCACCAGUGUUGGGUAGUGGACACGAUGAAGUUGUAUUGACAACAUAUGGAAGAAGAUGGUACAUUUCAGGUUUUGCUAACCACUGCAAAAAUGGACAGAAGCUUGUCAUAACCGUCUUGCCAUCACAACAAUUACCUUGGUCUCCAGUACCUUCACCUUCACCCUCACCUGAGGAUGCACCAUGGUCCGCUACCAUUCCCCGCCGAUCCCUGCUGUCAAAGAAGCUAUUCCAAAUGAUUCACAGAAAUCUUAUAGCUGUUUGA